AUGGGUUUGGCUCAAGCUAUCGACGAUUUCAUAGCAGACGCAGGUGACGACCUGGCGUCUAUCCAAAACCUCUGCGAAGCACAUCGACAGAAACGAAACAUAGAUUCCCGUCAGAAGCUACUCCAACAUGAAUUCCAUGGAAUUCAAGCAGAUCAGGUGUUGGCGAACCUUAUCUCCGACCCAGAGUAUGUCGACAUCAGAAAUAAUCUCUGUGUCUGGGCUCGACCCACACAAGCACUCAUUGAGCUGGUCGACUUCAUCCAAGGUGAGCUGCAGAUGAUGGCUCCAGGACUUUGGAUCGCUCCAGCAUCCUGGCUGCACAUGACUGUCGUAGAAAUCGUGCAUUCUCAGCCAGACGAUGUUGUCAAACAGACAGUCAUUCAGUUGCUCCAAUGUCUUUCAGCACUAGUCAAUCUAGUCUUGGAGCAUCCUGUUGUCCUCGGUAGGCCGCAGUUGAAUUAUGACGACGCGACGGUUACCAUGACAUUCGUUCCUAUCGGAGAACGUGAAUACACAUACCUCCAUCUUAGGCGAGACAUAGCAAACAUGUGCACCGAGCACGGGGUCGAGGUUGGUUCCCGAUACUUCACCACCUCGAGUCAUAUCACGAUCGUUCGCUUUGUAGAUUCUGCAGGUCUUGAGACGAGAGCGUCCAGAAAGGCUUGGGUGGAAAAAAUUGAGGGUCUGAACUCGGAACUAAGAGAAAAGUACUGGCGACGCAAUCUUGGAGAAGGGCCAUCAAAGGCUGGACAAUGGAUGAUUGGGGCUGAGCGCGGACUGGAAGUUCGUAAAGGGCGGCUUUGGUAUGGCGGCGGCGAAACAGUACAGUAUGGGAAGGCUGUCAGUACUGAUGUACCUUAA
Messenger RNA from Neoarthrinium moseri, 861 nucleotides. RefSeq lists its product as uncharacterized. Lineage: Eukaryota; Fungi; Ascomycota; Sordariomycetes; Amphisphaeriales; Apiosporaceae. The record is from RefSeq and is a predicted model, not a curated record. The coding region runs from base 1 to 861 and encodes 286 amino acids. The transcript has 2 exons.